Messenger RNA from Hemiscyllium ocellatum (epaulette shark), 2286 nucleotides. It is a transcript of the gene fam13c, whose product is annotated as family with sequence similarity 13 member C. The transcript is spliced from 14 exons. Lineage: Eukaryota; Metazoa; Chordata; Chondrichthyes; Orectolobiformes; Hemiscylliidae. The record is from RefSeq and is a predicted model, not a curated record. Bases 118 to 1758 code for a protein of 546 amino acids.
AUCUACACAACUGUCGCAUCAAAACACCAUUGUUCAAGAUUAUUUCACGACCCACAACCUUCAAAGGAUUUGGUGCCAAACAAAACAAUUCUUCUAAUGUUUUCCCUGCAAUGAACUAUGAUGGAGAGAGGGUCGUCUCCAGGGGCAGACAGUAGACGGAGCACAGAAGCAGCAGCUACCAAACUCACUGAAGGGUCUGCGCUGAAGCGAGGAGAAAGUUACAUCAGGGAGAACAGCAUGGCCCCUGGAGAGGCAGAGCAAGAAACUCCAGACAGAGCACAGGAUUCCAGUGAGAACUCCUUGAUGAAGCUGCAGAGCUUUGACAUUGACCUGUGCUCAUCGUUUCUGCCGAGCCCCGAGGAGGGUCCGGGAACACCACGGAGCAAGGAGCAAACUCCUCCAAUCAAUCGGAGCGGUACUGCUGAUGAGGGAAGCGCUGGGGAGCACACUGCCCCAAUUAUUGAUUUCAAAUUAAUGCAUCAGCAGGAUAGUGAUGAGCCGACUCCAGCCUUUGAAGGCUGGCAGAGUGAGCUGGAGAACGGAGUCGAAGCCCAUCGAUCCAUGGGGGCUGGCAGAUUACUGCACCACAUCACCGAGGGCGAUAACCCACUAGUGUCACCACGUUGCUCCAGUUUUAGCAAGAGCCAAAGAUUUGUAUUGGACACAGAAGCUGCCCCUUCUCCACCGAGUGCUCAGCUCUUCAUCAUGCCAAGAAACUCUUCGCUAGUCAAUUCAGAAGCUGAGAACAGUCCAAUGCUGAUGACACAGCUGACUAAACAGAUCCAGAAUUUGAGGAAGAAAAUACGCAAGUAUGAAGAAAAAUUUGAGCAAGAGAAAAAAUAUCGGCCAUCCCAUAGUGAUAAAGUUGGCAAUCCAGAAGUCUUGAAGUGGAUGAAUGAUCUGACAAGGGCUCGUAAGCAGUUAAAAGAGUUGAAACUGAAGAUCUCCGAGGAGGAGAACAGGCGGCAUAGACAUCGAAGCAGCGUGCCGCCCGGAAACUCCAGGCAGGACAAAGAGAACAAGCACCAGGGAUCCGGAGAAUCCCAGCAAAAACCGAGUGUUGAGGAAACUGUACAGAUUGUGAUGAAAAAGCUGAAAGAAAAGCAGGAAAUACUUGGCCUUCCGGAGGACGUUAAGGAAAUGACACAAAAGCAACUGAGGUUAGAUAAGGUCAACAUGCAAAAUUGCCUAUUGCAUUUUGAAAGCCUUUAUGGACGACCGGUGAACAAACAGGAAAGACUGCUAAUGAAGCCGCUCUAUGACAGAUAUCGAAGUAUUAGGCAGCUUCUCUCUCCUGCAGCAGCCAUCCCCACUAUUGAAGAAGAAGGUUCAGAUGAAGAAACCAUUCUGAAGAGUUGUGAAAUAUCAACCAGACCGAUAGAGGAGUUUCCUUUUCAAGAAUUUGUAGGCAAUGUAGACCAUAGAGAUGAAGAUCAUGAGCCUGGAUUUCUUCCAACUCUGGAUGAGAAGAAAGAUAUCAGGCAUUCAACUACUUCACUGGCCAAUCUACAUGAAGCUUCUAUGCCUGAAUUGUUGGAACAUCUUCAUGAAACUAGAGCGGAGAAGAAGAAACUCCGCAAAGCGCUCCGAGAGUUUGAAGAGCAAUUUCUCAAACAAACCGGAAGGAAUGUACAGAAAGAAGAUCGCAUUCCAAUGGCUGAAGAAUAUAUCCAGUACAAGCAUACAAAAGCCAAACUUCGAUUACUGGAAGUACUCAUCGCUAAACUGGAUGGUACAAAAACUGUUUUGAGUUCUUAAAGAUGAACUUUACUCAGAAGACAAUUUUUUUUGGUCUUUAAAACAACCAGAGGAAAUUAUUCAAUCCUUUCUAAAAUUCUGGAUAUUGGAUCCUCGCAUUUGUGCCAUAGAAACACUUUUUGGCUGCACUUUAUUAAUUAUUGAAGUCUGAAAAUUCCAACAGUGACACGAGAAUGAACAUGAGGGUUGUUGAGCAACUAAUCAAAGUCACUGUCACUAAUGACGACAACACUUUACAAGAUGCACUGACGAUAUUUUUGAGUAGGUAGCUUUGAGAAUUUUAUGAAAUAAAUCCUAUUCUGGAUUAUGAUAACGCUCCAAAUAGAUAAUUAUUUCUUGGCAAGGCAAAUGUUCAGGAGGGAAAAGUGUUUUGCUUGCCUCUAUGUGAAACAUCAUAGCACUUUAUUUAUGUCAUUGUGGGGUUAAAAAGUGUGUUAUGUCUACCAAAAACUGCCUUUUUCACAUUUUGAUGGUUUCUUCAUUUUUUUUAAACACAUUACAGUUUAAAUAUAAUCAAUUUCUUGAAGG